AACGCCCACUACCAACAGCCAUCGAGAGCAGCCAUCAGCAGCACGUAUGAAUGACACGUCGUUCUACCGACGACCUCUGCCGGAGACGUGUGUGGCGUUCUCGUCUGUCCGUGGGAGGAAGAUGUUUGCUGAGGCUCUGUCCGAGGGCAAUAUGGAGGUCUUCUUCUCCUUAGUGGAGCAGUUCACCACCCAGGCUGAGCCAGCCUUCUGUGGCUUGGGCACUCUGGUCAUGGUUCUCAAUGCUCUUGCUGUCGAUCCCAAGAGAGUGUGGAAGGGUGUAUGGCGAUGGUAUGAUGAGGAGCUGCUGGAUUGCUGCAAGCCCCUCGACAAGAUCAAGGAAGAAGGCAUCUCGUUCGAUGAGUUCGCCUGCCUCGCAAAAUGCAAUGCGCUCGAGGUGGUGACGGCCUGCCGCGCUGAUGAAGACGAGUUCUCGGAAGACGCCUUUCGUGCAGAUGUCAUCAGGUCAGUGCGAGAGCCGGCAGGCUCGGCGCUGGUCAUUGCAUACGACCGCAGCGGGCUUGGCCAGACCGGAACCGGUCACUUUUCGCCUAUCGGGGGCUACCAUGCCUCCUCCGACUCGGUUCUCAUUCUUGACGUCGCCCGCUUCAAGCACCCGCCGCAUUGGGCCCCGCUUCCGCUUGUUGCCGCUGCCAUGGCAUGCUCGCUCGAUCCGGCCACAGCCCGCCCGCGCGGCUGGAUGGUGCUUGCCAAGUCGUCCAGCGACGCUCCGCUCGCGUCGCUGUGCCGAGUCAAGAGCAGCUCGCAGCUCGUCGGUGUCCUCGCUGACCUCGCCGAUCUCAUCCCGACCUUCUCGCAACACUGCAGCUCGUCGUGCUCUAUCCACGAUGCCAUUGCCUCAGCCGCCACGCUGGAGACCAGGCUCUGGUCUGCCCUCGGCGUAGCCGCCGCCCCACCGGAUCCAACCGUGCCGGGAGCCCGUGCCCUUGCUGACUACUGCCGCGAGCUCGCGUCCGCCAUCGCCGACCUCCCUAUCUUUGCCCUCGCCGCCGACGCGCUUCCAGCCACCAGCCUCGACUCGAGCACGUCACAUCCCGGAUUGUUCACCCUCACCCCUGCCCACAUUUUUGUCCUCGUCCUCCUUGCCUUUCCGCGCAACUGCCCGCUCCGUGCCCAAGCUACGUCGGCCAUCUCUACCUCGCCGUCCGCGGUCCUCGACGCCAUCGACGCCAUCACCCCUGCUGACAUGCCACCCGUCCUCCGCCACGAACUCGACGCACUCUCCACCAAGCUCACUUCGUUCUGCGAGCUCGAUGGAACCUCUCCUGCUUCUGCAUGCGCGGGCAGGUGCUCAGCCUCGACCGCAGCUUCGUGCAACUGAUCGCACCAAGCUGUCCACUCUCCCACUCUCCGCAACGCUCGACG
Thecamonas trahens ATCC 50062 is the source of this 1383-nucleotide messenger RNA. Its product is annotated as phytochelatin synthase family protein. The record is from RefSeq and is a predicted model, not a curated record. The transcript is spliced from 2 exons. Gene Ontology annotation, biological process: phytochelatin biosynthetic process; response to metal ion; detoxification of copper ion. Gene Ontology annotation, molecular function: glutathione gamma-glutamylcysteinyltransferase activity; metal ion binding. NCBI's taxonomy places the organism in Eukaryota, Apusomonadida, Apusomonadidae. The coding region runs from base 47 to 1339 and encodes 430 amino acids.